CAAUUGUGUGCAGUAUCCGCCUCUGUCCUGCGGGCGUCGCUGACGGUGCCGGAGCUCCUUGGUGACCCGGAAAUGAACAACUGCUAGGCGGCCCUUCGGCCGACCUGUCGGGGUCACCGGGAUCCAAUAUGGCGUGGAGGAGCUGCUCCGUCCUGCUCAGACUGACCGGAGAUGAAGGCUUACGGAGCUCCGUGAGGGGUGGCAGGUGGCCUCAAAGCUUCCAGCAGAGAUGCGGCUUCAGGAAAGCUGCAAGGAAACCCGAGUCCAAGAAGGUGGAAGAGGAGUUGGGCCCCGCCCACAGCGAAUCCUCUGAAGCCGCGGCACAGCGCCGGACCCCCGCUCCUCACUGGGACCAUCAAGCUCCACCCAGUCCCCCACGCGCCUUCGGCCGGCUCGUCAGGCCGCUCGUCUUUACCAUCGGGUUUACAGGCUGCUCCUUCGGCUCGGCGGCCAUCUGGCAGUACGAGUCCCUCAAGUCUCGAGUGCAGAGCUACUUUGACGAGCUGCGAGCCGAUUGGCUGGAGAAGGUGCGACCUCAGAAACGAGGAGACAUCCGCAAAGAGAUCAACCAAUGGUGGAACAGCCUGAGCGAGGGCCAGAGGACGGUAACAGGGAUCAUUGCUGCUAACGCCAUCGUGUUCUGCUGCUGGAGAGUGCCGUCUCUGCAGCGCUUCAUGAUCAGAUACUUCACCGCCAAUCCGGCCUCCAGGACUCUGUGCUCUCCCAUGAUUCUCUCCGCCUUCAGUCACUUCUCGUUCUUCCACAUGGCGGCCAACAUGUACGUCCUCUGGAGCUUCUCCACCAGCGCCGUCUCCAUGCUGGGCCGGGAGCAGUUCAUGGCCGUGUACCUGUCGGCAGGUGUUAUUUCUACGUUUGUCAGUUAUGUGUGCAAGAUGGCCACGGGGAGGUUCGGCCCGUCUCUCGGAGCGUCUGGCGCCAUCAUGACCGUCCUCGCUGCUGUUUGUACCAAAAUACCUGAAGCCAAACUGGCCAUCAUCUUCCUCCCCAUGUUCACCUUCACCGCUGGCAACGCUCUCAAGGCCAUUGUUGCCAUGGAUACCGCAGGCCUGGUGCUUGGAUGGAGGUUUUUCGACCAUGCUGCUCAUUUAGGAGGAGCCAUGUUUGGAAUCUGGUACGUUCUGUUCGGCCACGAGUUGAUCUGGAAGAACCGAGAACCUUUCGUCAAACUUUGGCACGACUUCAGAACUCGAAGGGGACCGGGAGGAGGAGAAGGCGGCGGCGGAGGGGACCGAGGAGGCGCCAUUUAGGACGCUGAAACGCAGAGAAUGAAGGAAAUAAAAUACUAACGUAACAUGUAAAGCUGUAUAAAAUGUACAGAGAGAAUCACGGAGCCCGGGCACAGGCCGGAGUCGAAGUAAAGACUCGUACUUGUAUUUAUAAAACAUGAACGAUUCCA
This is a messenger RNA of Haplochromis burtoni (Burton's mouthbrooder), 1417 nucleotides long. It is a transcript of the gene parlb, whose product is annotated as presenilins-associated rhomboid-like protein, mitochondrial. Gene Ontology annotation, cellular component: membrane. Bases 129 to 1268 code for a protein of 379 amino acids. The record is from RefSeq and is a predicted model, not a curated record. Gene Ontology annotation, molecular function: serine-type endopeptidase activity. The transcript is spliced from 10 exons. NCBI's taxonomy places the organism in Eukaryota, Metazoa, Chordata, Actinopteri, Cichliformes, Cichlidae.